GUCGAUUUUGUCUUCUGCUUCUAGCAUCACAAUGGAAAUCAAACGGAAGAAAACAGGAGAAAGUUCGGUGAAUUUGCAGACAGAGUUUAUUAUUCAUGCAGAGAAAUGUUGCAUCUGAAAAGCCAAAGGUGGAGAGAAAACAUGCUGUAGACCAGAGUUAGCAGCAGAUGUCAUUGGUGAUGUAAAAAGCACAGGAUUUUGAGAACACAAGUGUGCAAGCGAAGCUUGACUUUGAGAUGCGAAUGCGAGAGGGCGCCUACAAGCUUUUGCUGGCUUGCAGUAAGAGAGAACAAGUUCUUAACGCUUCCAAGAACCUCUUGACCUGCAAUGCCAGGAUCAAGGCUUAUCAGACUCUGCUGCAGAGGCAAAAAGAGGAGCAGGGCAUGAUGGGAGCGGCGAGAAGACUUGCAGAGCAUGCAUCUGGUGGACGUGUGGCGUGUCAUGGGACCAUUGCACUCUCUGGUCUCCGUAUUCCUUUAUUGUGGAGUGACUCUGAACACUUUAAUAACAAAGGAACCUCUCGUCGGGUGGCGGUGUUUUGCUUGAUCAAGAUGGGCUCAGAUGUGUUUGACACAGAGAUGGUGGUGUUGGACAGAUCAGUCACCGACGUCUGCUUUGAAGGAGUCACCAUCUUUAAAGAUGCAGUUCCUGAGUUUGAGCUGAGGGUGGAGCUGUGGAGCUGUGCUCUGGAGGAAGAGCUGACUGUGGUUAACACGCCAAAGAAACUGGCAAAGAAGUUUCGUAACUCGUUUGGAAGGGCCUCUGAAAAGAAAUUCUGCUCUCUGCUGGAGAGUGCAGAGCCUGACACCUUCCUCCAACAUAACCCCAUACCCAAUGGAGCCAAAUACAGCCUGCUGGCCUACACCACCCUGGGCCUGCCUGAGGCUGAAGGCAGUUUUCAGUCUCACUCUCUCAUUGUUCUCCAAGAUGCUGAAUGGUCGUCAUGGCUUCCACUUUAUGGCAACCUCUGCUGUCAGUUGGUGGCACAGCCUGUUUGCAUGGCACAGAACAUCAUGAGUGGUUACUUGAAUCACAAGCAAAGUGUUGAGGGGAUGAGCCGCUGCUGCAAUCUCUACUGUGUGCUGAGCGCUGGCUUUUUUUCAUGUUACUUCUCCCCAGAAGAAAUUGAUGCCAAAGUGCAGCCCUGUCUCCGUGUGCCUGUCACUAAGGAGACGCGAAUUCGAGUGGUAGGGAAGGAGUCAGCAGGCCACAAAUCCAGGAGUUUGUCCAUCAUCAACCCUUCGCCAGAGGGAUCUCAGACCACAGUCUUCAUCACAGACACCAACGAUGAGCUGGAGAACUGGCUGGACGCCCUUCACCAGCAUAUCUAUGAUCAAAGCCAGUGGCUGCGCUGCUGUGACAGCCUAAUGAAAAUUGUAGUUGCAUCACCACGGAAACCAUCCCUCUUCCUCACCAAGCAGGCUGACUCUGUUUACAACGAACUCAGUAUAAGUUCUCCUGGUAAGUUUGAGAGUAUUACAGAUAUUAUCCACAGUAAAAUUGAGGAGACGGACGGCAGCUUCCUCAUUGGCUGUGAAGACAAGAAGGAGGCUCCUAAUUGGUCGAAUCUCUUUGAUGGGUCCCAUUCCUUGGUUGUGGAGAAGAGUACCAUGUCCCACAGCAGAACCUCCACUCCUUGUUCGAGCCCUAAGCCAAACACAAACUCUACACCUCUCAGUAGUAAGAAACGACGGGCUCCUCCUCCUCCAUCUGACAAGGAGCCCUUUGCUCCUCCUACUCGUCCUGCCCGACCUCCCCUUCCUCCCAUUCAUUGCCAGCCUCCUCCUUCAAACCAGGAAAAGGAGAACUCUGGAGCUUGCAUUACACGGCCAACCACAAGGUCCAAAACUGGCAGACCAUCUCUGGAUGCCAAGUUUUCUGCCAUCAUCCAGCAGCUCCAGCGCAGCAGCGCUGGCGGCUCCGCAGCCCUGCGAAAAAAUGCUCCUCUUGGGAUCCUUGAAGUGCAACCACAGGGCGAGCCUCAUGCGCCUCUGCAGCAACUGGACAACCAAACUCCUGAAGCCGCAGCUGAUGGCUUUGUCAGAGCCGUCAGUGGUCCUUGUCCUGUUCCAGCACCGCGCAGCAAACUGAGGAAAUCUUUCAGAGAAAAUGAUGAACAUGAAAGCACUCUAAGAUUGACUGUUGAGCUAACGUCACCAUAUGAACCCCAAACAACAUAACAUGGUUUUUUAACUGCACUAACAACUCAAAGUCUGUUUGGAAAUUUUCUUGGAAGAAAUUUUGGUAAAUAAUCUAACCUGAUUUUCCCUGAGAUUAGGAUCUAAAAACGUCACUUAAAUGUUCCCUAUGCAUUAUUAUAAUGCUAAAGCCAUUACAGCCUGAUUGGGAGGAACCAGUAAAGGAACCAGUUAUGAUCCAAAUGCACAUCCAGCACAUUAUUAACUGCUAAAGGAUCUCAUGUCAUCGUCAGCACUGCUUAAGUAUGUUUUCUAACAUUUAAUAACAUUAUGAGUGCUGCUGUGGGGUGUAACUGGAAGCCAUAACAGAAAAAUCUUAAAAAUUGUCAUCAUUGUUAAGAUAAGUUCUCCUUAAAGACUCAAACAAAAUAGCAAUAGUGUACAAAUGCAUUUCAGCAUAUUUCUGUUUUUUUUGCAGCCAACCUGCUAAAAAAGUUGAAAGCUGUUUGCUGUUUAACGCAAAGGCAUCGUCACUCGCAAAUGAUAAAGUAAAAGCUGCUUUUUUUCUGCCAUUGGGGCAUUGAACUGAAGGAAAGGGAUUUUGCAAAAACACUCAAACAGAGAUUGAUCCAGUGGCUAACUGUGGAUGAGUCAUCCCUUUUGGAACCAUCAACAUAUUCCACCUACUGUGACGACUUUAUGACCACUAUACCAGAUUUUAAAGGAACACAAUUUUAGGAGCUUUGCGAGCAGUAAUGUGACUUCUCCCUUUCCCCAGAGGUCUUAAUAAUAGAGUGACCUUGGUUUUUACUGGCCACACAAUAUGUCUAACAUAAUUUAACUCUGCAGCCAAUAAAUGCUGUGAACUUUGCAGAAUGAAUGGGCCUUUUGAGUGGCCUAAAUAAUGAAUGCCCUUGUGUAUGUUUUGAGCACACCCCGUACUGCCAACCACUAAAUAUUUUAGCCACUUAAUGAUAUUGUGUUGAAGAAUGGUCAUCAUAAUUACUCAUACUGUAGAAAACAUUACGUUUCAAUACUUUCCCUGAAAUUGCCAGUCUCUCUAAAGCAGAACAGGGUAAAGCUGCUGUGAACAUUUUCCUUAUCUGGCUCUGCAAAUUUAGCCACAUUUGGAGGGUGAUGUAGAUUUGUGGGAAGGUGGUUAAUGGGAUUUAAUUUUAGCCUUUCAAGGCAAUGGCUUGUUAAAAAAAAAAACGAAAAAGAAUGCAGCAAAGAACAUUUUCUCGUGUGUAUGUGAUUGAUAUAUUAGUCAUUUUGAUUUUCUACUGCAUGAGUUUUUUUUUAACUAAAGUUUAUUAGUGUUUGUUUCUUACAUGGAUGAUUUCUUAGGCUCUAAUCCAGACGUAAUGCUUUUUUAAAUUUUUAAUUUAGUAAAAACUCUAUUUCCAGAUGUAGUUCAGCAUUUGUGUAUAGACCCCUCUGGUGAAUUCUCCAAUCAGAGUGGAAGAGAUGUGGUUUUAUCUAUAGUGGAAUAAAAUGGGAGAAAAUGUGCAAAUGCCUUCUUAACGUCAGCAUCUAUGCUAAAUUGUUGCGGUUCAUUUUUUUGUACUGUUUUUCUUUUUUAUAAAAUGUUUUUUUCCUGUAUUGUAUCAGUCUUCCUAAUCAGUUAGCAUUGAUUUAGGUAAUCAUACACUGAUCUUGCCCUUGUUCUGCAAUUUCUUAGUGCAAUAAAGUGAAAGAAAAUUUGUUCUAAAAUAAUUGUAGCUAUUAUUUCUUAAACAUUUCAGUUUCUCUUCUACUCUGCAGUUUAGAAAACUGAUUAUUUUUGUAAUAUUGCUGCAAUAAAGCAACCUACAUUCCACCCUGGUGAGGCUGCUUAUUUCUGCUGAGCUUGGAAGUAUUGCUGAAUAUUUUUUUUAUGUUAAAGAUUUUGCAGUGGGGUAAAAAUAAGUCGAGACCUAGCUUUUAUUGCAGCUCAAUUCACAUCUCAGAGAUACAUGAACUGGCACAUUUCUUCACUGCAGCAAUACAGGAGAGACUUAUCUGGCUUUGAGCCCAGAAGUGCCCUAUUUUGAAAAUGAAGGCAGAUAGACUCUAAUAAUGGGAUGAAGGUUUUACAGAAAAGACCCAGUCUUUACUGAAAGAAAUAUGUAUAUAAAUGAAUUAAGAACACAACUGAAGAAACGUGUAUUGAUAGUAAAAUAUUUUAAUUAAAUAUACAGGAGGUCAUACCAUACAAAAUGUCUUUAUUUUUUUAAAUCUUGUCAGCUGAGUGAUUGGUAAACAGAUGGCUACGGUAUCAAAAACACUUUUAGGAUACACAUUAAUGGAAAUGACGUUGCAAAAAAAAAAAAAAAAAA
Oryzias latipes (Japanese medaka) is the source of this 4456-nucleotide messenger RNA. The record is from RefSeq and is a predicted model, not a curated record. Lineage: Eukaryota; Metazoa; Chordata; Actinopteri; Beloniformes; Adrianichthyidae.